AUGUGCACCGCCGAAAACAUAUACUACACGACAUGCGGCUGCUUCUCAGGCCACCACGUCAUCUGGGCGUGUCCAAAGUCCACCGCCAUUAGUCUCAGCGGCGCGAGCUGCCCGGACACGAUCCCCGAGGGCGUCUUCCGCAGGCAGGGCAAGUGCCUGCCGUGCCGGCGACGGGACUGGCAGCAGGAGGUCCUCACCCGGUCCGGUGAACUCCCUCUCACCGGCGAUGUUGUCAGCGAUAGGCUUACCAUUCUCAGCGAGGUGAUGCGCCGCGCGAUGGAGGGCGCUAGUAAGAAGAAGAACGAGACCGGGCAAGAGACCGGGCAAGAGACCGGGCACACUGAGAUCAACGCGGAGGCGGGAGGGGCAAAGGCCGAGGAGAAAACGAGUGUGAGUGUUGCUGGUGACGGUUCGAUACUAACCGAUAGAGAGGAAAAGACGGACGAGCAUCAUUUCGAGACGGAGUGUACUUCUUGGCAUCAAGUAUAA
This is a messenger RNA of Colletotrichum karsti, 489 nucleotides long. RefSeq lists its product as uncharacterized. The transcript has a single exon. The coding region runs from base 1 to 489 and encodes 162 amino acids. The record is from RefSeq and is a predicted model, not a curated record. Lineage: Eukaryota; Fungi; Ascomycota; Sordariomycetes; Glomerellales; Glomerellaceae.